UAAGUUAAUGAGAAAACACAAUUGACAUGAGAAUCUCUUGCAGGUAUAACCAAGAUAUAAAAAAGACAAUCUACAAGUUUGGUGAAACUUAAUUCUCUCCUAAUCUUUGAUCAUUCUUUUCGGUUUUUUCCAGUUUCCUAUUGCUUAAUUUAUCCCAUAAUUUCUGUACUUAAACCCCCCAACAUUAAACUUCUCCAGAUCAUCCAUUUUACUUUGUUGUAAUACCUUUAUAGCAGAGUUCAAAAAUCAUCUGCAUGGCAGGAAGCAUCGACAUGACUGUACAUGCAGUUGAAUCAAAUGGUGUCAAAGACCAAAGCCACCAGAAACCAGGGAUGGACUCAAGAGGACUCCUAAUCCCUUCGAAGGUACCAAAAGCGGUGCCUCUGACAGCCCAAACAGCUGAUGGAGAGCCAAUCCGGAGGCCUCGUGGCAGGCCUGCUGGGUCCAAGAACAAGCCUAAACCGCCAAUUAUCAUCACGAGGGAGAGCCCGAACACACUAUGUGCCCAUGCUAUGGAGGUAAGCUCGGGUUGCGAUGUCAAUGAAAGCCUGAUCACCUUUGCUCGUAAGAAGCAGAAAGGAGUUUGCAUACUAAGUGGUACAGGGUAUGUAACCAAUGUUACUCUAAGGCACCCUUCAUCACAAGGCCCUAAUGCCAUUGUAACCCUCCAUGGUCGAUUCGAGAUUCUCUCUCUCCUCGGAUCCAUACUUCCACCACCAGUUGCACCACCAGGUCUCACAGGUCUAACAGUUUACUUGGCAGGCCCACAGGGGCAGGUCGUAGGUGGGGGAGUGGUGGGUGCCCUUAUUGCCUCCGGUCCUGUGGUUAUUAUGGCUGCUACUUUUAUGAAUGCAUCAUUUGAUCGUUUACCUAUAUGCGAAGAGGAGAAUGAAGUUGCAGCUCAAAACCAAUGUUACCAGAACAAUCGCCGCCAUCACUACCAGCAUAUUGAUGUGUCCGAUGUAUGUGGUGUUCCGCAGAAUUAUAUGAGCAAUGGCAGGGCUUUGCCUCCUGAAGUAUACUCCUGGGCAUCGGGUAGAUCACUGGCAAAGACCUGAAGCUGGGCAUUUCUAUUACUUUUAACAAUCUCAUUGGCUUCAUAUCUUCUACUUGGAUCAGUCUCUCACAGCUAGUUUAUCCUUCUGAGCAGUUCACAUAUUUCUACCUAUAUACCUUGUACUUCGACAUUUAUAAAUGGCAUAAAUAUUGACAGCAAAUUAUAGACAGUCACCAUAUAAUCGAAUAUAUAUUUCACAUCAAAACAAGGACAGACAUUUCUAUAUAUGAAACUAUGACUCUAUGAGUAUGUUAAUACCGUCAAAGUUUUUAUUUAGCUAUUGAAGCUUUAUUGCAGUUGAUCUAUCAUAU
Chenopodium quinoa (quinoa) is the source of this 1368-nucleotide messenger RNA. RefSeq names its product AT-hook motif nuclear-localized protein 16-like. The record is from RefSeq and is a predicted model, not a curated record. Lineage: Eukaryota; Viridiplantae; Streptophyta; Magnoliopsida; Caryophyllales; Amaranthaceae. The transcript has a single exon. Gene Ontology annotation, biological process: vegetative to reproductive phase transition of meristem. Gene Ontology annotation, cellular component: nucleus. The coding region runs from base 255 to 1058 and encodes 267 amino acids. Gene Ontology annotation, molecular function: DNA-binding transcription factor activity; minor groove of adenine-thymine-rich DNA binding.